Fusarium coffeatum is the source of this 1029-nucleotide messenger RNA. RefSeq lists its product as uncharacterized. Bases 1 to 1029 code for a protein of 342 amino acids. NCBI's taxonomy places the organism in Eukaryota, Fungi, Ascomycota, Sordariomycetes, Hypocreales, Nectriaceae. The record is from RefSeq and is a predicted model, not a curated record. The transcript has 4 exons. Gene Ontology annotation, molecular function: oxidoreductase activity, acting on the CH-OH group of donors, NAD or NADP as acceptor.
AUGACAAAGGUUCUCCUCACUGGUGGUUCAGGCUUCAUUGCCGCCCAUACCCUCGAACAGCUUCUUGACAAGAACUACACACUUGUCACAACCGUCCGCUCAGAGGAUAAGGCUCAGAAGAUCCGCAAUGCAUUCCCUGACAAGGUCAGGGAUGGCAAGCUAGAGAUUGUCAUUGUACCAGAUAUCGCAAAACCCGACGCUUUUGACCAAGUAGCCAAGACUCCUGGUCUUGAGGCUGUGGUUCACGUUGCAAGCCCAUUUCAUUUUAACAUUACCGAUCCUAAGAAGGAUCUCAUAGACCCGGCCGUCAUCGGCACAACAGGCAUCCUCAAGGCCCUUCACGCCUCAGCACCCAACGUCAAGCGAGUUGUCAUCACCUCAUCCUUCGCCGCCGUCCUUGACGAGGCGAAAUUCACAGAUGGAUCCCACGUCUUUUCGGAAAAGACAUGGAACCCCGUCACCAUCGAUGACAUCAACCGCUCAGACGCAACUGCUUACCGUGCUUCAAAGACCCUGGCCGAACGCGCAGCAUGGGACUUUGUCGCUGAGGAAAAGCCCUCUUUCGACCUUGUGACGGUUUGCCCACCUUUGGUUCUGGGUCCCGUGUCAAAGCAUCUCGCUACUUUGGAGAGCAUCAACACUUCCAACGAGCGUGUCGUGAAGAUGUUGCGUGGUGGGUGGAAGGAUGAGAUUCCCCCUUGCACACCUGUUCCUCUCUGGAUUGACGUGCGAGAUGCUGCACGGGCACACGUUCGAGGUCUCGAGGAGUCCAGCGCCGGAGGAAAGCGACUCUUUGCCACAGCAGGAUUGUUCUCGCACCGUCAGUUUGUCGAUAUUGUUGCUGAGAAGUUCCCCGAGUUUAAGGAUAAACUUCCUGGACCUGAAGUCAAGGGUGGAGAACUCCCUCCUAAGAACCAGAUGUUUGGUUAUAAUAAGGAGGAGACGGACAAGAUCAUCAAGAUUGACUGGAUUAGUGUUGAGACGAGUAUGACGGAUCUUGUUGAGUCGCUCAAGGAGAUUGGCAUCUAA